Messenger RNA from Prionailurus viverrinus (fishing cat), 2411 nucleotides. RefSeq names its product Rac family small GTPase 1 (gene RAC1). Gene Ontology annotation, molecular function: GTP binding; protein kinase binding; GTPase activity. Gene Ontology annotation, biological process: actin filament organization; small GTPase-mediated signal transduction; regulation of actin cytoskeleton organization. Lineage: Eukaryota; Metazoa; Chordata; Mammalia; Carnivora; Felidae. The transcript is spliced from 7 exons. The coding region runs from base 290 to 925 and encodes 211 amino acids. Gene Ontology annotation, cellular component: dendritic spine; plasma membrane; cytoskeleton. The record is from RefSeq and is a predicted model, not a curated record.
GAGCGACCCCGCCCCGGAGCCUGGGAGCGGCGCGCCCGCGCGCGGGGGGGAGGGGAGACCGGAUGUGAGUGGAGCGGCCAUUUCCUGUUUCUCCGCAGUUUUCCCCAGCUUUGGGUGGUGGCCGCUGCUGGGCUCCGGCUUCCCGUUGGCGGAGGGCGAGGCGGCGUGGACAGCGGCCCCGGCACUCCGCGCCCCGCCGCCCGCAGCCGCGCGCCCGCCCGCCGCGUCCCGAGUGCGCCGCUUCUCGCCUCAGCGUCCGGCCGCCGCCGCGGCCCAGCGAGCGGCCCAGAUGCAGGCCAUCAAGUGUGUGGUGGUGGGAGACGGAGCCGUAGGUAAAACGUGCCUACUGAUCAGUUACACAACCAAUGCGUUUCCUGGAGAAUAUAUCCCCACUGUCUUUGACAACUACUCUGCCAAUGUUAUGGUGGAUGGAAAACCGGUGAAUCUGGGCUUAUGGGAUACAGCUGGACAAGAAGAUUAUGACAGAUUACGUCCCUUAUCCUAUCCGCAAACAGUUGGAGAAACGUAUGGUAAGGAUAUAACCUCCAGGGGCAAAGACAAGCCGAUUGCCGAUGUAUUCUUAAUUUGCUUUUCUCUUGUGAGUCCUGCGUCAUUUGAAAAUGUUCGAGCAAAGUGGUACCCUGAAGUGCGACACCACUGUCCCAACACCCCCAUCAUCUUGGUGGGAACUAAACUUGACCUCAGGGACGAUAAAGACACGAUUGAGAAACUCAAGGAGAAAAAGCUGACUCCCAUCACCUACCCGCAGGGUUUGGCCAUGGCCAAGGAGAUCGGUGCUGUAAAAUACCUGGAGUGCUCGGCGCUCACGCAGCGAGGCCUCAAGACAGUGUUUGAUGAAGCUAUUCGAGCGGUUCUCUGCCCCCCUCCCGUCAAGAAGAGGAAGAGAAAAUGCCUGCUGUUGUAAAUGUCCGGGCCCCUCUCCUGCCCUGCCCCCCCUCAGAACCUUUGUACGCUUUGCUCAAAAAUGGUGGAGCCUUCGCACUCAAUGCCAAGUUUUUGUUACAGAUUAGUUUUUCCAUAAAACCAUUUUGAACCAAUCAGUAAUUUUUAGGUUUUGUUUGUUUAAAGUGUAAGACUUCAAACUUUCACAUUAUAUUAAAAUUUAGCCCUAAAAUGGCAAGCUUUUUUAAAGCCUUAUUUUUCAGAAGCCCCUAUUCUUGCUCAGAUUAAGAGUUGCCAAAAUACCUUGUGAACUAAAUUGCAUUGUUGUGCUGAGAACACUAAGCACUAAACCGUUUAAGACCUUUGUCUUGAGAAGAGACCGCAGCCAGCCUCUCAAGUUCAGACGCACAGACCCUUGCUGGCUGGUCUCUGCCGGGAGAGCCCCCAGCCUCCUUCCGGAGACUGGCCGCCUGGCACAGCCCGGCCGCCCCCAGCACCGAGCUGUGUGUCCUCCUGGAAAGAGCGUAAUGACUCAGCUCUCUGAUCAAUCUUUUUGAUUUUGUAGUGAGAUUUUUUUUUUUAAAGUAGUGUAUUCGCUUUUGCUGAGAUUUGGAACCGCCCUCUGGCUCCCGCCCCUGUGAUGAACGGGUCCGCUGUGGCCGUGGGCACCUGGGGAGGGUGUGCGGGCCAUGGGACGCGAUCAGAGGACGAAGACAGUAUUCUGACAAAACACUACACUGUGCACGUCAUUACUAAACUGAAAGUGUCACGGGUAAAAUCUUAAAAGGUUAAUUUCUGUCAGAUGCAGUAAAUGAUGAAAGGUCGGUAUCAUCACUAAGUGUUUUAAGCUUUUUUUCUUAGACUCCAUCCCUCCUGAGAUCGGGCAUUUAAUUCAUCUUUGAACUGGUCGUUCCCAUAGUUGCUGACUUAGUGCUUUUCUUAUAGAACCCCUUCUUAAUGAGCAAUAUGCCUCCUUGUAUUAUAAAAUCUUUCUGAUAAUGCAUUAGACUUUUUUUUUUUGUAGAUUAGUGAAAGUGCAUUCCUGUUCCCUUGUUACUUUAUUCAGAGCUAAUAAGCGCUUUCCUUAGUUUUCUAGUAACUAGGUGUAAAAAUCAUGUGUUGCAGCUUUACAGUUUUUGAAAUAUUUUAGAUAUUCCUAAACUAUGAACUUUCGUAACAUCACUGUCUUGCCAGAUCACCAGUACUGUACCUUGACUAAUGCUGACCCUCCUCCUCGCCGCCUUCCCCUGGACACACGCUUCCUGUCGCUCUGCCUAAUCAACCACGUUCCUUUGGGUCUGUGAGGUUCUGUAAGCCCGUGCUCGUGCUAACCAAGUUCUGUACAACUUACCCGCUGGCAAGAAUCCAAGGUUGGACCUUUCAACCACUAGAACAAAGUUUUUUAAAUUGACCGUUGCAGACUUGUGGAGUGUUUUUACAUUGAUCUUUUGCUAAUGCAAUUAGCAGUUAUGUUUUGCAUGUGUGACUUAAUAAAUCCUUGAAUCAUA